UAAUUUUCACAUAAUUGAUCAAGAUUAUCAUCAUAAUAAUAAUAUCUGUUAUACCAUAUACAUAACUGAUAAUAUACUAAUGGCUUAUCGACGUUUAAGUAUGAGUCCUGGUGAAGCAUUACAAACUGAAAUACCUGAAGCAAGACGUAUGGAAAAUUAUCGAUCUGGAAAUUGUUUAUUGAAUUAUUUUGAUCCAAAUACAAAAAAGUUUCGUAAUUUCACAGCUUCACAAUUUGGUGAUGUUUGGAAUCAUUUCGAUCAAGAUGGUAAUGGAUUUAUAGAUGGUGAAGAACUUGAAAUGUUCAUGGGCAAACUAGUCGAAUGUAUCAUACCGAAACAUGCUAGAAAUCAACUAUCCGAGGAUGAUACUCGUGAAUUAGUUAAUGAGUUAUUAAAAGUAAUCGAUACGAACAAUGAUAAUCGAAUCGAUAUUAGAGAGCUGGCUCAAUUACUUCCAACUGAUGAGGAAUUUUUAAUUUUAUUUCAACGAGAAAAUAAGCUAAAUUCCAGUGUUGAUUUUAUGAAAGUAUGGCGAGAAUUCGAUAAAGAUCAUAGUGGAUUUAUUGAAGCAGAUGAAUUAAAAGAUUUUCUGACAGAACUUCUAUCAUUUGGAAUACAUAAAGAUGAUGAAAAAUUUGAUGAAAAGAUUAUUGAAUACACUGAUACAAUUCUGAAAUUAUUCGAUCAUAAUCGAGAUGGUAAAUUACAACUAAGUGAAAUGUCUCGUUUAAUACCAGUGGAAGAGAACUUUUUAUGUCGUCCAAUAUUUAAACAUGCCGGUAAAAUUACGGCAGCUGAUGUAGAUCGUGUUUUUGCAUUAUAUGAUACAGAUAAAAAUGGAACCAUUGAAGAUCUUGAAUUGUAUGGUUUCUUAAAAGAUCUUCUUGAACUUGUUGAAGAAGAUUUUGAUGAAUCAGAUCUUGAUUAUACACGAUCUAUGAUUUUACAAAAUUGGGAUUUUAAUAAUGAUGGGAAAAUUAGUUUGGAAGAAAUGCGUAUGCUUUUGUUAGCUUACAGUUCAAAAGACUCAAAAAUAGAUAAUGAUAAUUAUAAUUAUCAUAAUGAUGGUUCUAAAACUAGCAAUAAAAAAAUAUCUAUGGCUAAAUCUAAUCCAAGACAUUCAACUGGAGAGAAUGUAGAACGUCAAAACAUCAUUAAAACCACUUGGUCAAAACGGAAAUGAAUAAAACAUAUGUAACAAUCACUAUUUUGUGUGUGUGUGUUCAUUUGUCUUCUUUAUAAAGUACCAUUCUUCAGUGAAUAAUUUGGCUGGAAUAAACGGUGAAGAUUUAAUAAAUAAAGCGAAAAUAAUAUGUAAUUAUUUGACAAAUAUACGAAAUUCUAUGCUAGUUG
Schistosoma curassoni is the source of this 1353-nucleotide messenger RNA. The record is from the annotation of a GenBank genome assembly. NCBI's taxonomy places the organism in Eukaryota, Metazoa, Platyhelminthes, Trematoda, Strigeidida, Schistosomatidae.